AUGAUCUUUCACUCUCUCUCGUUUUCUUACAAAGUUUCUGGAUACGCCACUGGCGCGGUGCACCAGCAGCCGUGCCACAUCGUGUACACGGGCUACCGCCCCACGCCCCUGCAGCACUACAUCUUCCUGGCAGGCGCCGUGCACCAGCAGCCGUGCCACAUCGUGUACACGGGCUACCGCCCCACGCCCCUGCAGCACUACAUCUUCCUGGCAGGCGCCGUGCACCAGCAGCCGUGCCACAUCGUGUACACGGGCUACCGCCCCACGCCCCUGCAGCACUACAUCUUCCUGGCAGGCGCCGUGCACCAGCAGCCGUGCCACAUCGUGUACACGGGCUACCGCCCCACGCCCCUGCAGCACUACAUCUUCCUGGCAGGCGCCGUGCACCAGCAGCCGUGCCACAUCGUGUACACGGGCUACCGCCCCACGCCCCUGCAGCACUACAUCUUCCUGGCAGGCGCCGUGGGGCUCUUCCUAGCCGUCGACGAGAAGGGCAAGUUCCGCGAAGCUUCCUUCCAGAAGGCGAUGAACGCAGUGGAAGGGGGAGAGGGCGGCGGAAAGGGGGAGGACGGGGAGGACGGGGGGAAGAAAGGGGGGAAGUGGGGGAAGGGGAAGCGGGGGGCGGGAGGGGGUGGCCCUGGGGGAGGGGGAGCCGGAGGGGGAGGCGGAGGGGGGAAGAAGGGGGAGGAGAGUGAUAUAUACAAGAUCGUGAAGAUGAUAAUGCAGAGGCAGUACGACCCGGUGAUUGUGUUCUCGUUCAGCCGUGCGGACUGUGAGGCGCUGGCGCUGCAAAUGUCAAGGAUGGAUCUGAAUGACGAUGAUGAGAAGACUCUGAUUGAUGGGAUCUUCAGGAAUGCCAUUGACAGCCUGGCAGAGGAAGACAAGAAGCUGCCCCAGAUGUCUCGGAUGGAUUUGAAUGACGAUGAUGAGAAGAAGCUGAUUGAGGAGACCUUCAGGAACAACGCCAUUGACAGCCUGGCAGAGGAAGACAAGAAGCUUCCCCAGGUGAACAGCAUGCUGCCGCUGCUGCGGAGGGGCAUCGGCAUUCACCACUCGGGGCUGCUGCCCUUGCUGAAGGAAGUGAUUGAAAUCCUCUUUCAAGAGGGGCUGCUCAAGUGCCUCUUCGCAACCGAGACCUUCAGCAUAGGGCUCAACAUGCCGGCCAAGACGGUCGUGUUCACCAACGUGCGCAAGUGGGACGGCACCAAGUCACGGUGGCUGUCAGGAGGCGAGUACAUUCAGAUGAGCGGGCGGGCAGGCAGGCGAGGGCUGGACGACCGGGGCAUCUGCAUUCUCAUGGUGGACUCGCGCAUGGAGCCUGCUGUUGCCAAGGGAAUGGUCAAGGGCUCUGCGGACCCUCUAGUGAGCGCCUUCCACCUGUCCGCCUUCCACCUGUCAUACAACUUCAUUCUGAACCAGCUGAGGAGCCCCGAGGUGGAGAUAGAGCAAACCAUCAGAAGCUCAUACCGCCAGUUUCAAUCGGACCGAGCACUGCCGGCCCUGCAGGUGCGCUUACAAGCACUGGAAACUGAGUAUUCAUCAAUCACCAUCCCGGACGAAUCGUCCCUCCUCGCCCUCCUCUCGCUCCGUCGCCAACUUUCCGCCCUGCGUGCUGAAAUCCGCUGCUUCCUCACCACCCCCUCUUUACCACGGCGUGCCUCCCCACUUUUCCCACCCCCCUCCCCUUGCCCCCCUUCGCAGGCGCGCUUACAAGCCCUUGAAGCCGAGCACUCAGCAAUCACCAUCCCCGACGAGUCGUCUCUCCUCGCCCUCCUCUCCCUGCGCCGCCAACUCUCCGCCCUGAGGGCUGAAAUCCGCUCCUUCCUCACCUCCCCCCGCCACGCCCUCCCCUUCCUCUCCCCUGGGAGGGUUGUGCGGAUACUGUGCCAGGGGGGAGGGGGAGGGGCGGGGGGAGCGGAGGGGGAAGGGGAAGGGGAGGGCGGAGGGGAAGGGGGGGAGGCGGGGGGGAUUGGGAAUGAGGAGGAUGUGACUGUAUGGGGGGUGGUGGUGAAUUUCAAGAAGGUGAACCGGAAACGAGGAGGAGUGGGAGGAGGGGAGCAGCAAGAUGAGGCGGCGGAGGCAGCAGCUGACGUGGCGUAUGACGUGGACAUUCUCACACGGUGUGUGGAGGAAGGAAGUGCAGGGCGCAUGGGGCCGCCUGGGGGGCCCAGGAAGGUGGUGCGGCCGUGCAGACCGGGAGAAGAGGGGGGCAAUCCCUUGGUCGCCUCGUUCCCUCUGACCCAGCUAGACGCCAUAAGUGCAGUGCGCCUGUUUCUCCCAAAGGACCUCAAGCACAAGGAGCCAAGAGAGGCCGCCCUGAAGUCGCUGCAGCAGCUGCUGCUGAGAGCCGGGGCGGAUGGCGUGCAGAUGCUGGACCCUGAAGAAGACAUGGAGGUGAACAGCUCAGCCUAUCGCAAGGCAGUGAGGAGAGCCGAAGCACUCGAAGCUCUGAUCGCCUCUCACGCUCUAGCCUCGGUUCCAGACCUGCAGGUUCGGGUCCGGGAGCUGGCUCGAAAGAGCAAGCUGAAGAUUGCUCUCAAAGUGCUUAAGAAGGAGGUCAAGGCGGCGGGCGGGCUUAUAUUGAAGGACGAGCUUAAAGCGAGGAUGAGGGUGCUGCGGCGAUUAGAGUACAUCAAUGAGGACGAGAUUGUUCGAGUAAAGGGCCGGGUAGCGUGUGAGAUCUCUUCAGCGGACAAGCUGGUGGUGACAGAGCUGCCCUUCAGUGCAGCCCUGGCGGACGUCCCUCUUGAGACUGUGCCGCCCGCUGCCAGUCCCCCAACCUGCCAUCUUGUUUGCUUCUGGCGAAAUCGUGCGGGUCAAAGGCCAGGUGGCCUGUGUGAGAUCUCCUCAGCAGACGAGCUGGUGGUGAUAGAACUGCUCUUCGGUGCAGCUCUCCUUUUCCCCUUCCACUCUUUCCCUGCAGAUACAUCGAUGAGGGCGAAAUCCGCUGCUGUGGUGCUGCGUGUGGCAGGAGAAGGGGGCGGGCGGGGCGAAGCAACCGAGGGAGAGUUUGCAGGGGUCGCUGGCUCAGCUGAGGGAGAUGCCCGGCGGAUAGCACGCGUGCAGGAGGAGUGUAAGAUUGCUGUCGAUGUGGAAACGUAUGUGGCGUCCUUCCGACCGGAUAUCAUGGAGGCAGUGUUUGGGUGGUGCCAUGGGAUGGGACCCACUCUGCAGAUGUGCACAACACCUCCUUCCUCUUGCUCUCCCACCCUGCUCUCCUCCCCCUGCCACCGUCAGAUUGCUGUAGAUGUGGAAACGUAUGUGGCGUCCUUCCGACCGGACAUAAUGGAGGCGGUGUUUGGGUGGUGCCAUGGGGCCUUCUCUACUCUGCAGAUGUGCUCAGCCCCUCUUUCCUCUUUCUCUCCCACCCUGCUCUCCCCCCCCUGCCACCAUCAGAUUGCUGUCGAUGUGGAAACGUAUGUGGCGUCCUUCCGACCGGACAUAAUGGAAGCGGUGUUUGGGUGGUGCCAUGGGGCCGCGUUUGCUGAUGUGCUGGCAGCUGCCGACACGUUUGAGGGGUCGCUGAUUCGCGCUAUGAGGCGAUUGGAGGAGCUGCUGCAGGAGGUGAGCGUGGGAGAGGGUGCACUUGUGAGUGGGUCGCUGUUUUUCUAUGUAACAAAACACAGAGAGGCAGUAGCUGGCACGUUUGAGGGGUCGCUGAUUCGUGCCAUGAGGCGGCUGGAAGAUCUGCUGCAGGAGGUGGGAGUGGGGUGUGUGAGUUGUGAGUUGAGUGUGUCCUCUGAAUGGGUUCAGUAA
This is a messenger RNA of Closterium sp. Naga37s-1, 3756 nucleotides long. The record is from the annotation of a GenBank genome assembly. NCBI's taxonomy places the organism in Eukaryota, Viridiplantae, Streptophyta, Zygnematophyceae, Desmidiales, Closteriaceae.